This is a messenger RNA of Orussus abietinus, 3419 nucleotides long. RefSeq names its product GPI ethanolamine phosphate transferase 1. Lineage: Eukaryota; Metazoa; Arthropoda; Insecta; Hymenoptera; Orussidae. The transcript is spliced from 8 exons. Gene Ontology annotation, cellular component: endoplasmic reticulum membrane. Gene Ontology annotation, biological process: GPI anchor biosynthetic process. The record is from RefSeq and is a predicted model, not a curated record. Gene Ontology annotation, molecular function: mannose-ethanolamine phosphotransferase activity. Bases 803 to 3364 code for a protein of 853 amino acids.
CUCCUUUGGUGGGAGUAACCCGAUUUUCGUAGCCGUUAGGGAAACUUUUGGCCGCCAGAGUCGUUGCAGUCUAGGCAGAUGGGGUAAAUAUAACCAGGCAUCUCUGAUAUAACCUCAAUACAUUGCUCGCAGAGAUGAUUGGUAAGGAAAUAAAGUUUAAUGAAAAAACUCAUAAACGUGUGAAAUAAAAGAUUUAAAAUAAAUAGAAGAUUAAAACUAAAAUCGCAUGCAAUAAAAUUUUAAGUGGUGAAUUAUGUGUCGUGUCAGGUUAUAAGACUGGUUGACUGUAUAAUUCGUAACAGGUUCGUAAUGUGUAAAACAAAAAUUCGAACGUCAUUGACGUUAUGACAAGUGACGACUACACUAGUGUGUGGUUAAAUACUGACGUUAAACGUCAUGUACGCAAUAUUUCCCGAAUAAAUACUUACUUAAAUAAAUGUAUCCGAUUGGAUCGUUGGCUGAUUGCAGCUCAUUGGUUCUGCGGUGGAGGGCAGCACGGAACGCGAGCAAUCUCCCAACUCAUCUCUGACACUGCCUCCAUUUCUACAAGCUCUGAUAACCUCUAUGGCUGUAUAAUUGAAAUCAAUUGAAAUUGACUGAAAUGCUUAUGAUCACAUGUUUAAUCAUAAAUAUAAGAUCUGAUAAGGAUAAAAUGAUUAGACAUUGUCAAUGAAGUUCAGAGUAAUUCCUUGAUGAAUUAUUUAUUUUUACUGCAAGUUCAUAAUCAUAAAAUUUGCAUUAUUUCUUGAUUCCAAUAAAAAUCUCAAUAAUCAAUUGAAUACAUGUUUCGUGACAUUAAAUUAUGCAGGUAAAAGUAAUAAACGCAGAGAGUAGAAACAGGUCCACGAAUGGCUUUUUCCUUGGACUGGGUUUAUUAAUGCAUUUAAUAAUCUUGUGGGGCGUGUUAGAUGCCAAUUUUCAUUCCCCGAUAUUACAAGGGUUAGCACCGAUACCUGUACCAAAACCUGGUCCAGCUAAAAGAUUGUUUCUUUUUGUGGCGGAUGGCUUACGUUAUCGUACAUUUAAAGAAAAUCCUCCUCCUUAUUUAAGGAAGGUGAUGGAAAAUCAGGGUUCCUGGGGUGUUUCACAUACCAGAAUGCCUACCGAAUCACGCCCAGGGAAUGUCGCUAUUGUAGCAGGUCUUUACGAAGACCCCAGUGCACUUUUUAAAGGAUGGAAAGAAUAUCCCAUAGACUUUGAUUCGGUAUUCAAUCGGAGUCGUCAAACCUGGGCAUGGGGUAGCCCCGACAUUGUUCCUAUGUUUGCAAAUGGUAAUAAACUGAAAGUGCACGGAGAAAGUUACUCUCCAGAUUGGCAAGAUUUUGGAGCUCGGUCGGGAUCGAACAUUCGUCUUGAUUCUUGGGUUUUCGAUAAAUUUUUCCAAUGGCUUGGAGAAAAGGCAGAAAAUGUAAAAAAUCAUAAUGAAAUUAUAAUUUUCUUUCACCUUCUUGGAUGCGACACCACAGGUCAUGCUAAUAAACCAUACUCGAAAGAAUACAUCGAAAAUAUGCAGUACGUAGAUCAAGAAAUUAAACGGGUUGUGCACGAGACGGAGAGUUUCUUUGAUCAAGGAACUACCGCAUACAUAUUCACAUCAGAUCAUGGAAUGACAAACUGGGGAUCUCAUGGAAGUGGAUCUACAGAUGAAACGGAAACACCUAUAAUUGCUUGGGGUGCAGGUGUAAAUAAAUUAAAUUCUAGGCAAGAUGUAGAACAGGCUGAUAUCGCCCCACUUAUAUCAGCUCUUUUAGGAAUACCAAUUCCAGUAAACAGUGAAGGCAUACUACCAAAACAGUAUUUAAGUUCUGGAAACGAAGAGUACGGUGCACGUGUUCUCCUUAGCAACGUUAAACAAUUAAUGCAACAAGUUACGGCGAAUCGCAUUAGCACCGUCGGGAACAGUAUUCCACAGGAUGAUCAUCGAGAGGCCAAUUUGUACGGAAUGAUCAGUGAUAUGGAAAGACUGAUUCAAAAAGGAAAACUAGUAGAAAGUAUCGAAGAAGGUCAAAGAGCUACUUUGCAAGCCAAAGAAUCUUUAUAUUUUUAUAGAAAAUAUCAAAGAGAUCAGUUAAUCGCUUACUUGGCUCUUAUAUGGCUUGGCUGGUUAACAUUGCUCGUUUUCGAAGUCAUAGGAAUCCGGCGAAAAAAUGCUAAAACUGCCGCUUUAAUUCUGUCCAACAUAGGAUGCGUUUCUGCUCUCUUUGUCCUUUUGUUGAAGUAUAAAGUUUCAGGAUACAGCAACUGGAGGCUGCCCGGCUAUGGAAGUAUAGCCAUUUUUUCUCUAUGGUUAGCUAGUCGUAGUGCUCUAAAUUUAACAUUAGCGUUUGAAGAAGAAGCACAUCUAUUGACAUGUUUAACGGGCAUUGUAUUUUUGAUGGGAAUGAUGUUCCUAGGACUAACACACCGAUGGGUAUUCGGAGUUGGAAUGUUAGCUGUUACUGCCAUACAAAGAAUUUUGUUGAAAGAGAAGAAUCCCGUACUAGUUUUAACAGGAAUUUGGUUAGCAUCGUUCCCUGUCCUCCCAGUUGUCGAACCACAUCCACGCAUUUAUGUAGUGUUUACAAGCUUAGCAGUGGCAGCAAUUUCCCUGGCUUUUAAUAAAUUUGUAAAUACACCUCUUAAAGCAGUGGAAAUAGUACGUAUAGGUGUAACAACCUUGGUACUUACUGGUUACAUAGACGGACGUUCCUGGGUCUCGUGGAUAAUAUUAUUUACCACGCCAUUGGGCAUCUGGUUAUAUCCGUCCAAAAUAGAUAAUCGAAUUAUGGGCAUCGUUUACGAGCUUCUCUGCCCACUCAUUCUACUCUCAGCUUCUUACGAGCCUCUGUUUUACCUUGUACUUGCUGCGCACCUCUUGUCUUGGCCCUUUCCAACAUUGACUACAGAGUGGAUGUGCAAAAAACAUUUACUUCGCAUCCGCGAUCUCACCAAAGCAUCAUUUUUUAUGAUGUACAUACUGUUGUGCUUCUUUGGUACAGGGAACAUGGCGAGCAUCAGUUCCUUUGAUCCUCUUUGGACUCGUCACUUUGUUACCAUUUUUUCACCAUUUACCAUGGGAUUUUUAAUCUUACUGAAGUUUAGUAUACCGUUGAUUCUGGUCAGCUGUGCCAUCAGACGAACUUUCCAUUCAUCUGAAAUAUUCCUAGCUAUUCUCCUCCUGGGAGAUUGCUUGGCAUUACCUCUAAUGUUUGGUGUUACGUCUCAGGGAAGUUGGUUAGAUAUCGGUAGUGCUAUUAGUAGAUUUACUAUUGCUAUAACUCUUCCUCUAUUGCUACUAGUGUUUUACUAUCUGUCCAAACCACUUAUAACGCUCAGUAUUACACGACAGCUGUUAUUAUACGUCAGAAGAGAACACACUAAUUAAUUCAUAUGCAUUGGAAAUAUCGCCAGAGUGAAGUCAAUAAAAAUAUGACUCGAAA